Spodoptera exigua (beet armyworm) is the source of this 1251-nucleotide messenger RNA. Lineage: Eukaryota; Metazoa; Arthropoda; Insecta; Lepidoptera; Noctuidae. The record is from the annotation of a GenBank genome assembly.
AUGUCGAACGAAAUUAAAAUUGGUGACUAUAUUGUUAUACAGAAGCAUAACUAUAAAAAGCUGCACAAAUUUAAUAAAUCAGAUUCCACUAUAAACUUAGGAAAAGAUACUAUUUAUUUAGAUGGACUGGCUGGCUGCCCAUACUUUUCAGUAUUCAAAUUGAUUCCUAAAUAUAAUAAGAAGAAAAGGGAAUUUACAGUUGAGUUAGCAGAGGGAGCUGUAAAGUUAACAGACGAGAUUGAUAUAAAAGUAUCUGGUAAUGAUAAUAGAAACAUACUUGAUGAUGGACGGUCACAAAAGUUAUCAGCAGCUGACAUUGAAACACUCAAAAGUGAUUCUAAUAAAGCAUCAGAUAUUGUGGAAACUUUAAUCAGCAAUUCAAACACAUUUCAUAACAAAACAGAAUUUUCUCAAGAUAAGUAUUUGAGGAAAAAAGAAAAAAAAUAUUUUGAAUAUUUUCAAAUAUUAAAACCUAAUUUAAGAAUAAUAAGUGAAAUUAUGUACAAAUUAGAGCCUAAUAAAAUUCAGAACUUAAGGAUCGACACACUAUCACAAAUUAUUACAAUGGUAAAUAUCCACUGUGAGGGAAACCACCUGUUGUAUGACUCUGGUUCUAAUGGGUUAGUGGCUGCUGCAUUAUUGAGUGCUAUUGGAGAGAAUACCACUGGUAAACUAGUACACAUGCAUCCUGGUAACAUGUCACAAAAACAAGCAUUGUUAGCUAUGAAUUUUCCUGAAGAACAGCUAAGUAGAUGUGUUUCUGUUAAUGUAUACUCAGCACUUAGGCAAUUCUAUCAAGGCUGUGAUACAAAUAAUUCUGCAACUCGAGAAGAAAAAGCAGAAGGCACAGAGCAAACAUCAAUGAAGAGAAAACAUGAGACUAACUCUGAAGAUUGUCCAUCCAAGAAAAUUAAGCAAGAUAAUGAGAAUGAAUCAUUAGAAAAUGAUAAUACAAAUGUUCAGGAUCCUCCAAGAGAAAAUAAAAAGCCAAAAUGGCAUUUUGAUAACAUAGCUGCCUCAGAAAUCUUGCAAAAUAAGAUGGAUUCCUUAGUAAUAGCAUCCAAAGAGGAUCCACAAAAUAUCUUUAAUGAAUUAGUGAGUUUUGUUAAACCUGGCAGACCAUUUGUGAUCUACUAUAAUGUUGCAGAGCCAUUACAGCAGCUGUACAUGCAGUUAAAAAUGCAAAGCAAUGUUGCUGCUCUAAAACUGACAUGUAACUGGAUGAGAAAUUAUCAGGUGAGGGAGGAUUAA